Messenger RNA from Ixodes scapularis (black-legged tick), 378 nucleotides. RefSeq lists its product as uncharacterized. The transcript has 4 exons. Bases 7 to 378 code for a protein of 123 amino acids. Lineage: Eukaryota; Metazoa; Arthropoda; Arachnida; Ixodida; Ixodidae. The record is from RefSeq and is a predicted model, not a curated record.
GUAAAAAUGCAACUGGCCCUCUUCAUUGUUAUUGUGACUUUUACGCAUCUGUCUUGCGAGCUACAAUCGGAACCCAGCCUGGAUAUCUCCGGAGAGAUGAACAAGUUGCCACAAGUUUGUCAAGAAAAACUAAGGAAACAAAUGCAGGAUAAAUGUCAUGAAAAUCCAUACCAGCCCCUGCUUGUAGAGGUAGACCUAUCAAGGUGCAGAUUUAAAUGUGAAGAGAAGUACAACAACGGACGGACAAGAGGAACAUUUGCCCGAUAUUUUUACCUGAGCGAUGGGACCCCUUGCGGGGAUAGUAAGGUAUGCAUAGAUCAACAUUGCAUCGAGACAUGUAACGUGCCCUUUGUGAAGGGAUUGAGAGGGGGACAAUAG